Molecule: messenger RNA, 855 nt
Organism: Strongylus vulgaris
Lineage: Eukaryota; Metazoa; Nematoda; Chromadorea; Rhabditida; Strongylidae
Source: the annotation of a GenBank genome assembly
AUGUCGCAAUGGAGCUUUUCAGCUGUACGAGUACAUCUGACCGCUGGCGGUACCACCGCGAUCGCACGCGGCCCUCAUACUCCAAAUGUACUGGCCCUCCUUCUGCUGCCGAUACUCUGCCUUGUCGGACUGAUCGGCAAUGCCAUGGUCUGCAUUGCGAUCGCCACCGAUCGCCGUCUCCAUAACGUUACCAAUUACUUUCUGUUCUCGCUCGCUCUCGCCGACCUACUCGUCUGCUUACUCGUCAUGCCGCUGAGUAUUAUCGUCGAAGUAAAGCAUGGAGUCUGGACAUGGAACGUGUCGCUUUGUCUACUUUAUGUUUACUCAGAUGUAUUUCUAUGUAGUGCUAGCAUCGUACACAUGUCAGUGAUCUCACUCGAUCGCUAUUCGAACGGCUAUCAUAACUCAAUCGUAGAACUGGAAGCGCAGCCACGUAUGGGCAAAAACUCCGGUGUACUUACACAUAAAUCACUCGCUAAACGAUCAACCAUUAAUCGUUGGAAAUCGAGAACUUCCAGCUACUUAUCGAACAUUGCGUUAAGGGUUGGGCGACGGAACUCAUUGCAGGCUGCCAGCCAGGAGUUGGCGAACGAGCACAAAGCGACUCGUGUUUUGGCUGUGGUGUUCAUCUGUUUCUUCAUCUGUUGGACGCCGUUCUUCGUUGCAAACUUCAUCGUCGCUUUUGUGCGAAUAUUGCGCUGUCAGUGCUGCCAUGCCGUACGAGAUCCAUCGUCGCUUUACUCUCGUAAUUACACAACAAUUGCACCCGACACCUUCACGUGGUUCGUUUGCUUCUCGUCUUUCACACCAUCAUUUGACAAGUACAUUUUCCCAGUAACUAACUCGCGUAGAUAG